AAGGCAUCGAAAAAUAUGCCAUUUCUGUACAAGAAUUGGAAUGCUCCAAGAUUGAGAAUAAGCGUUGGCGUGUACACAGCUAUUUAUUGUGUGUACUCCUGAAACACAUUCUUUAUAUUUACUUUAGCAUUUUGUACAGCUCAAGAAAUGUCGCGUCCGCGCUUAGUCUAUUUCUUUUAUUUUGAAAAACUUAACCGGAAACCUAAUGCUAAUUCUAGCUGCCUUGACGUUUUGUCCAGCCCGACUGUACAGCAGGUUGAUGAAUUAAGCGCCACCGGCUAGGGCAGACAACGAUGAGGUGGUGAAAUACUGGUUAUUAAAUUGUAAUUCGAGACAAUUAUUUUAUCUUGUCAGAUUUAUAAAUAUUUUACGACUCCUUCCGUGCAAAAAAUGACGACGACCACGACAUUUCAAGGGAUGGAACCCGGUUCCAAAAGCAGUUCCAGGGUUUUGCGCCCUCCAGGUGGUGGCUCCAACAUUUCUUUUGGCACAGAUGAGGAGAAACCACCUGUCCGAAAAAACAAGAUGGCCUCCAGUGUUUUCGCUGAGCCAGAGGACCCCUAUGCUCAUCGAAGGAACAACCCACCUGGUGGGAAGCCGACAGGAGUUCUGUGUGGUGAGCCCUCCGCCCCCCUGAGGAGAGGAGCAAAUCACACCAUCAACCACUCUGCAGAGGCCCCAGCCGCAGAUGGAAACAAUCAUGUAGGCGAUGCAGACAACACCACUGGUGCUGAGCCUGAAGCUGUCCCAGAGCAAAAGGAGGAGGCCCCCCCAGCCGAAGACCCUGCUGCAGGAUUACCCUCCGGCCGCAGGAACCCCCCCGGGGGUAAAUCCAGCCUCAUCCUGGGCUGAAUCUCAUCCAGCUACCCCUCCCCACCUCCACAUCUCUCUGAACUCAUCUUUACACUUUUUUUUUUUAACACCAGGAACUUGCCAUUCAUCUGUACCCUAGAAAUUCUAUCUGGUGUUCACUUAUCACCAGUGUCUUUCCCAUCCCCAAGUGCAUUGUUUUAAUACCUCCUUUUUGAAAAAUGUUUUGUACUGUUGUAAUAUUUUUCUUUGUUUUUUGACAGAAGCACUUUAUGUAUCUUUAUGUAUUUGAUUCAAAGCCUGCCUUUCCCCUUGCAGUGCAUUACACCUGCUGGAGAGGGCACAAGGUUAGCUUUGUUUGUCUCUCAUAACUACAAACCCUAAACUUUCCCUGUGACCCCACUGUAAUGGCACAAGUUCUCAUGACCUAUGUGACCGGUUUCUAAAAGAAAAGCUAAGAAAAAUAGAUAUAAAGUGAGUUGUAGCUUUUGCACCGUGUUCAAUUUUGGCCAACCUGCAUGCACGUCUGGUCUGUGAUGUACGAAUGUGAGAAGAAAAAUAACUGUGAAGGAGUUUUUAUUCUGAUUAUCAUUAUUAUUAGUUAAGCUGGUUACACUGGACUAAAUUACGUUUUUGUGGGAUAAAUUAUGUAUUGUUGUUGCAUGAAGUUGGAAUCUUUCUACUGAUAACAGUAUUAUUAUCCACAUAGGAGCCAGAUAUAUUACUGUCAUUAUACUCUGAAGGAUGCAAACAAUUGUCUCCAGAUGAAUGCUGUCGGUCCCCUGUCAAGAAAUGCAGAAUUGGAAUUAGCCUUUUUUUUAUACUGUAGCUAUUGCCCUUAGAAUAUUGUAACCCCAGUGCCGGUUUUGAGUGCCAUGUGUUUUUAUAAGUAAAAUUUACUCUGAAACAAAGUGUGCCUGUUUCUGUGUUAGGCUACAACAUCAAACAGGGUUGGGUUUCCUAAAUGCAUCUUUGCAGCAGCACUGAGAUGCUUUUCCCUCUACUGUAAAUCAGCGGGAUGGUGCUCUUUUUGCUGCAGUGUUUCUGGCAAACCCACCCUAGAUUUGACAAGUGACCUUAUGACAGCUCAGCCUACUUAUGUCUGUGUUUUCCCCCCCUUUAUACAUUGUUUGUUCCUAUUGUCUUUUGUUCCUGUUCACCAGAAAUUUGUAAAGCAGUCUUUUUGUACAUUUGAUGCGAUUUGGUAAGGUUUCCAGACUGGAAUCCACACUCUUUCCCACUUCUGUCAUGUUGUGUCACAGGUCUGAUGCUGUGUCAGCCAGCUGUCAUGCAAGAAAACCAACAGGUCAAUCAGUUGUAUCAAAGGUUACGAGAAAAUUGGUUUAUUUUAGUCGGUGCUUUUAGGUGCAAGACAUGUCUUUUUGCAUCCUGUACUAAGUCUGGCUUGUUGCUGGAUUUAAGUCACUGUAGAAAUUUUAAAUUGGCACAAAUGAAAAUGAACAUUAAACGCCAUUUUUGACCCGGGA
Messenger RNA from Myripristis murdjan (pinecone soldierfish), 2297 nucleotides. It is a transcript of the gene jpt1a, whose product is annotated as Jupiter microtubule associated homolog 1a. The transcript has 5 exons. Lineage: Eukaryota; Metazoa; Chordata; Actinopteri; Holocentriformes; Holocentridae. Gene Ontology annotation, cellular component: nucleus. The record is from RefSeq and is a predicted model, not a curated record. Bases 391 to 852 code for a protein of 153 amino acids.